AUGCAUUUUAAAUUGCAGUCCGAACGCGGAGAACGCUCUGCCUCAGCGCUUGACCUGAGAACUGGAACAGCGAGAAAACGAUCCUACUCUGGGGACGAGGAGGAAGCCAACGGCGCCUCUCGGAAAAAGAUCGCAAAGCGUAAACCAACUGAUCAAGAAUUAGCACUCAAUUUUUUCAUCAAACAAUUGGCUCUUGAACUGUUGGAUCGUCGUCUGACCAUCGUUCAACAGCCUAGACACCGUCUAGCUCAGCUAGAGGCUGCUUGUCGACGCCAAUUUCCUGCCUUCAACGAAAGACAGAUUCGUCUUAAGAUUCGGGGUCAAUUAAAAUUGUAUAGACGAAAUUUGAAGAAAGCCGAGGAACGAAAGCUGUCUAAAUCGAACGCACUUAGUCAGCCAACUUCAGCAUUCGAGUGCUCUCCACUGACCUCGGUCGACCAAAACCCCAGCUACCUCGCCUGUAAUCCCAAUGCCGUUUGGAUGGCGCGUCGAGCUUUAGCUAACGAACGCAAACGAGGGAAAAUACUGAUUACCCCUGCAGCAGAAGCACUGCCAUUAAAACCUAUUAAUGAUUGGCAGAACAUGGGCACUUUGGCUGAGCCUAUUGUAAUUAACAGACCAUCCCCUGUUAUCAGACCAAAUUCGUGCUUGGAGAGCGGAAUGAGUACAAUAGAACCUGCCUAUUCGAGCGCUUCCCUACCUAAUCCUCCGAAGAGAGUCCGAUCGAAUCCGCCAAUGUCUACUAGCCAACCUUCGCCACUCGCUAGUGUUACUUCGCCCACAAAACCCAUUCAAAUGAAUAAUUCGGCAGUAAUGCCUACUCCACUGAAGACUCUCCUUGAAGCUAGCAAAAAUAUCAAAUCAUCAGCUUCCAUUACCAGUCUAACGGACUUUCCACUUCCAAAUUCUGGCGGAAUAGAGGAUUCGGUUGGUCAAACACCACAAUCCCGCCAAAUGAAUCAGACAUGGCCGACCUCAAUUUCCAAUUCCCCUGCAGAUGCAUCUGCCUGCAUAAUCGGUAGUUGUCUACGUUUGGCGGCGAACUUUCUGCUUCAGAGUGCUACAUUUUUUGAAUCAAAAAAUGCAUCACUCCCCGACUUGAAUUCAACCCUUCCACCAACAUUACUUCAACAUCCUAACCUUUCGCUGAUCAUGAACCCAAUGUUUGGGAGUAAUCUGCCCCCCAUGCCACCUCUGGGGACUACCAGUGCUCCAUUUUCCGAAGUCGCUCCUGUUUGUUCAACCCCUACCAUCACUUCAUCUUAUCUUCCUCCCUCAUCUACUCCCUCAGUGAGCCAUCCAGUCACUACUAGCACCACUUAG
Molecule: messenger RNA, 1323 nt
Organism: Hydatigera taeniaeformis
Lineage: Eukaryota; Metazoa; Platyhelminthes; Cestoda; Cyclophyllidea; Taeniidae
Source: the annotation of a GenBank genome assembly